AUGGCAUCCAAAGCAGCACCACCCCCCGUGCCGGGCCCCUCAACGCCCCUCCUCCCGUCCAGUGCCCGCCGCCAACCCAUGCGACAAGCCCGCACCAACCCCCCGCGAAAAACCGCCGCGCACCCCAAGCUCGGCGGCGGAGGUGGCAGCAACAGCAUCAACGGCAGCGGCAACCGUCUCGCCAACGGCACCAACCCACACGCAGGCCACCCCACACCCUCCACCCAGCCUCCGGCAAAGUUCUACCCCGCCCUCACAGCGUUCACCGAUGCCGUCGACGCCCUCCCGUCCGAGACGAUCCGCCACUUUACGCUCCUGCGCGAGGUGGACGCGAAGGCGUACGGGCCCGAGGCUGUCCUGCGCUCGCUCAUCACUGCCGCGCAGGAGCUCCCGGCCCCCGACGACCCCUACGAGUUUGAUCCAGCGCUGGAGGCAAUGAAGCAGCUCGACGAGCUUCAGCGGCGGCGGGAGGAGCUCGCCACGCCUGCAGAGGCCAUGCUCCUGCAUGAGCUUGAAGCCACCCAGGCGGCUGAGAUCGCGGCGGGGGCUAAGACGAUCCUGGGUCAUACCGAGACGCGGCGGUCGCGGUGUCUCCAGAUGCGAACGCAGAUCUCGGAGAUCCUUGUGACGCUGGACGAGAAGAUUCAUGUUAUAACGACGGCGUACGAGGCGCUGCAAAAGCACCUCCAGCGUAUCGAUCACGCGUAUAGCUAUGUGCAGCACGAGAUCCCGGAUUUGUAUCGGCUGGGCAGCACGGAGCACUGGGCCUACAAGGAGCCGGUUAAGAAGGGGACAGCGGCGGCACAGGCUCGAGCGGCCGAGCGCGCGCAGAGGGAGGCCGAGGAGAGGCAUCAUGCUGCGCAGCAGCAGAGGGAGUUGGAGACAUCGAAUACGCGCUCGGAAACUAGACGGGAGGCACUAUUACGGCAGAAGGCGGCGGCGGCGGCCCAACAACAGCAGGCGGCAGCGGCAGCGGCGGCAGCAGCAUCGGCUCAUGAGGAGGAUGAGCAGGCCCCGAGAGACCAGAACCACCACGCUCAGCCGACGAAGAAGCUACACGGAAACUCCAAGAUACGGAAGGAACAGGAGGCCCUGGCAUCGGCAAUGCGGAUGGCCGAGCACCAAUCGGCGAACGGGGGUGGUGGGCUCAUACCGGUUGCUGCUGCCGCAGCAGCCGCAGCCGCUACGGCGACUACACCGCUUGUUCCGCCGCAGCAGAAGAGACGAAAGACGACGAAUACGACAAAGGAGACGCCGACGGCGGAGAAGGUGUCAGCACCGGGGACAGCGACAAAGGGUGCGGUCAGCCCUAGGGCGGGCACUCCGGCGAGUACGACGAGCAAGAGGGGAGGGAAGUCGGGAUCUGGGGCGGGAGCGGGUAGAGGGGGACGAAGGAACCCCGGCCCCGCAACAACGGCCACCGCGCCCGCACCCACCACCGCAACCGGCACACCGGCACACCCCGCCCAGACACCGAUCUCCGUCGCAGCAUCAUCACCGCAUCUGGGACCCCCGCCAUCGCCCCUUCACGCCCUCUUCCCGCCUAUCAAGACCAAGAAAGAAAAAGACCCCACCACAACCGCCGCCUCUACCACUGUUGCUACUGCCGCUAUCGCCGCCGCCGACGAAGGUACAAUAGUACCCCCCGUCCCCGCGGCAAGAAGGAAUAGCAAAGUCACAGGCCCACCCCCAGGCCCAGAAGCCUUCCGCGAUGACCGUCACGACGUAAUCAUGGGCGGGACCGCCGCCGCCGCCGACCCCCACCCACAGGCGCCAAAAGCAUAUACCACAGAGACAGCGGAGAAGCCAGCGGGCGGAAAGCGGAGAAAGGAUCUACAAACACACCACAGCAUCACCGUCGCCAACAAUCCUGAGGAGAUGCAGGGCGUCGAGAUGGAGCACCCACAUGCGCAUGGGCACGGGCAUGGCGGCCACGCAAGAAAAGACUCCAGCGACCGUAAAGACGACAAGAAGCGCAAGCGCCACGACGACCCCACGUCCGCCACGUCCGCCACAUCCGCCACGUCCGCCACGUCCGCCACCUCCGCCGCCGCCGCUGCCGCCCCAGACGCACCGCCCACCGCCGAAAAGGAGAAGCCCUCCAAAUCGCACGCCAAAGCGCGGCCCUCCACCUCCGAUGGCCUACAGCCCGCCACUUCCAGCAGCAGCAACUCCAAACGCGGGGCGCGCAAGCGCGCAGACUCGUCUGCGGCGGCGCUCAUGAAGGUAGAGGAGCCGGAGGACGAUGCGGACGCGGACGCGGAGGACGACGAGGAUGAGCCCGUGUAUUGCUACUGCCAGCAGGUGAGCUAUGGCGAGAUGGUGGCGUGUGAUGGCGAGAGCUGUCCGAGGGAGUGGUUCCACCUGGAUUGUGUGGGGCUGCAGCAGGCGCCGAGGGGGAAGGCGAAAUGGUAUUGUAAUGAGUGUAAGGAGAAUAUGUCGCGUGUGAGGAGGACGGGGAGUAGGGCUUAG
Morchella sextelata is the source of this 2472-nucleotide messenger RNA. RefSeq lists its product as uncharacterized. Bases 1 to 2472 code for a protein of 823 amino acids. Gene Ontology annotation, biological process: regulation of DNA-templated transcription. The transcript is spliced from 3 exons. The record is from RefSeq and is a predicted model, not a curated record. Gene Ontology annotation, cellular component: Rpd3L-Expanded complex; Rpd3L complex; nucleus. Lineage: Eukaryota; Fungi; Ascomycota; Pezizomycetes; Pezizales; Morchellaceae.